AACUUCUGCCUGGACUGGUGCAAACAGCCUGACGUCGGACUCCCAAAGCCAGAUCUGAUUCUGUUUCUUCAGUUAAACCCAGAAGCUGCAGCAGAACGAGGGAACUUUGGAAACGAACGUUACGAGAACAGCUCCUUCCAAGAGAAAGUUCUACAGUCCUUCCAUCAUCUGAUGAAGGACAAGACAUUAAACUGGAAGACAGUGGAUGCUUCAAAGAGCAUAGAAGACUUGCACAGAGAAAUCAAGUCCAUUGCAGAGGAAACCAUGCAGGAGGUUCAGAAUAAACCUUUGGGAGAGCUCUGGAAAUAA
Tauraco erythrolophus (red-crested turaco) is the source of this 309-nucleotide messenger RNA. The record is from RefSeq and is a predicted model, not a curated record. Lineage: Eukaryota; Metazoa; Chordata; Aves; Musophagiformes; Musophagidae.